Molecule: messenger RNA, 2645 nt
Organism: Silurus meridionalis
Lineage: Eukaryota; Metazoa; Chordata; Actinopteri; Siluriformes; Siluridae
Gene: ssc4d
Product: scavenger receptor cysteine-rich domain-containing group B protein
Exons: 12
Coding region: 1-1833 (610 amino acids)
Cellular component (GO): membrane
Source: RefSeq, a predicted model, not a curated record
AUGUCCACUAUCUGCCUGGGCCCAAUAUCAAAUUCUCUGCUCGUCCUGGGAUCCUGUGCCUCAGCUUGCUGCUCCCUCACAUUCCACUGGAAGACUGCCAUGCGAGGCCAGGGUGUAUUCUAUAAAGUGUGCAGGCGCUGGAAAGCCUCCACGUGUGUCCUCAUCUCUUUACUGGCCUCACUGCUGCUGCUGGCCUUUAACAUGCGCCUACCACUCGAUCACAAAGUGAUGAGACGAUCGGUUCUUAGCAAUAACAACUGGACAGUCUACACUCAGAGUCUAUUGCGGCUGGUGAAUGGCAGGAGCCGUUGUGAGGGCCGUGUCGAGGUUCAGUACAAUGGUACGUGGGGCACUGUGUGCGAUGAUGACUGGGACAUGGUGGAUGCCAAUGUGGUGUGUCGACAGCUGGAGUGUGGUCUGGCUGUGGCAGUGGGCACAAGCUCUCGCUUUGGACAAGGUUCUGGGCCCAUCUUUCUCGAUAAUGUGGACUGCAAUGGGGGAGAGAUGGAGUUGAGCCAGUGUGGCAAUCAAGGCUGGGGUAUCCACAACUGCUACCAUUAUGAAGAUGUAGCUGUCAUCUGUAAAGAUAAUACUGUGUUAGGGCCUCAAGGACUGUCUGAAGAACCCAGCACUCCAGCUCGCAGGAACUCUGGUUUAUCAAAGGAUGGUUUAAUCAGGUUGGUGGGUGGUUUGGACCGAUGCCAGGGUCGGGUGGAAAUCUACUACCGGGGCAGCUGGGGAACAGUGUGUGAUGAUGACUGGGGAAGGCAAGAUGCAGCUGUGGUGUGCCAGCAGGUGGGAUGUGGCCCUGCUAUUACCUACACAACCAACGCCUACUUUGGCUAUGGCAAAGGUCUAAUCUUGCUGGACAACGUACACUGCAGUGGCACAGAGAGCCAACUGUCUGCAUGUUACAGCCUUGGAUGGGGGAUUCAUAACUGCGGCCAUCAUGAGGACGCUGGAGUCAUUUGCACAGGACUGACCACUACCACCUCUCCUCCUGUGAACACAGAGACCUUAAACAAUGCAUUCUUCCAUACUAAGAUCCCAGCAGAGACGGGAAUGACUAUUCCAGUUACAGAGACAACAGCAGCUAAUCCAACCACAUCCUUUACCACAAAAGAGCAGCCCACCGUCCGUGUAGUGAAUGGCAACAGCAGCUGUCAAGGCCGUGUGGAGGUCUUUUAUGAAAACAUCUGGGGCACUGUGUGUGAUGAUGAGUGGGAUAUGGAGAACGCUGAGGUGGUGUGCAGGCAGCUAGGGUGUGGCCCGGCCAUGGCAGCCAUCCCACUGGCGUACUUUGGCUAUGGCUCUGGUCCCAUCCUGCUUGACAAUGUGAACUGCGAUGGCAAUGAGAGGCUGCUGACUGACUGCUUCAACUUGGGCUGGGGGCAGCACAAUUGUGGACAUCAUGAAGAUGCUGGAGUCAUCUGCUCAACUUCUCCAGCCUGGGCAGGAACAUCUAGAAGCCUUGGAGUUACUGAUAGGAUCAUCACCACUCCCCCACCAGUGGAGGGUGCACUGAGGCUGUCAGGUGGUCACCACCGCUGUGAGGGCAGAGUAGAGCUAUAUCAGCAUGGUGCAUGGGGCACUGUGUGUGACGAUGCUUGGGAUCUUCCUGAUGCCCAGGUUGUGUGCAGGCUUUUGGGUUGCGGUGAUGCCAUGUCUGCAAAGGUGGAGUCCUUUUUUGGACAAGGCGUUGGAAUCAUCCUCCUGGACAAUGUGAAGUGCACAGGCACGGAGCUGUCACUCCAGCAGUGCUCUCACAUACCAUGGGACGUACACAACUGUGACCACUCAGAGGAUGCCGGUGUGACUUGUUCACUCACAUGAUUCCGCCCAUACACAAAAGCCACGCCCUUUCCGCCUGUGGUCUAUAGAUUGGAUUAAUUGGGAAAUGUAGACAACAGGACAUGUACAUUUUUGUAAAUAUCCACUCACAUUGAUACACUAAAGGUAUAAGAAGCUACUGGAUGAUCCAAAAACGAAGGAAAUAACAAAUUAUGAUUAUAUACAAAAAUCGACCCAAAUCGGUUAUUUUAUUUAUGCACUUUAUGAAUGUAUGAAUACCGAAUACAUACAUAUAAACUGUAUGUAUAAACAUGACACCGAAUUUUUCAAUAUUUGUUAUGUCAAAGUAAUGUCAAACAAAAUACUUCUUUUUCUUAAAUACAAUAUAAAGAUAACAUAUGUAGUAUGCAAGUAUGCUAGGCUAGUCAUGCUUUUAAUUUGCAUUGUGGAGCUGCUGGGACAUUUAUUAUUCACAUGUCAUUAUGAAAGUACAUUUUUUAUUAUCUACAAAAUUCCAAAAUUUUGUAAUUAGAAAGUUUUUUUGUUUAUAUUCUGUUAAAUAAGAAGCUCUAAAUAUUACACCAAAAAAAUCAUAUUGCUAUAUUGCUAUAGGAUCUAGACUAUUCAGAUUUUGAAGGAAAAAAAAGAUUUUCUCAGGUUUUAAGAUCUCUAAUUACAUUUGGUAAGUAUGGUUUAAAAAUAUCGCAAAAUUGGGAGCUUCAGUUUGCACAUAAACAUUCUUUCUGCUUAUCUAACAUUAAUCAAACCAGCUGAAGUAGUUUAUAUUGACUGAUUGGUUUCUGGAAGCAUAAAUUAUUUUGUAAAUCAUGUGUGGGCUUAUUUUUUGUAAUUAU